AAAGGCCGCAGGGAUGCAUCAAUGGUAUAAAAGGCUCGUGACUUUCCCUGUUCAAGCAUCACUUGUUUCCCGAACGAACAAAAAUGAACUCACUAGCUGUCAUCUGCGGUCUUGCUCUCUUCGCUGUCGUCUUGGCCACUCCGUUUGGAGAGCGCGUGCGACGACAAGCCACGAUCGAGGAGAAAUUGGGAUUACCUAGCAACGCGACGGCCAUCCGCAACAACAUCGUCGACACAUUCUCUUGCGACAACAAGGUCUACGGCUACUACGCUGAUGUCGACAACGAGUGCCAACUCUUCCACAUCUGCUACCCGGUCGAAUUGGCUGAUGGCUCCAAACGGACUUUCAAGUGGAGCUUCAUCUGCCCCGAGGAAACCAUUUUCAACCAGGAAAGUAUGACUUGCACUUUCCCCACCGAUGCCAUCCCCUGUUCCGAGGCUGCUUCUUUCUACAACCUCAACGAUAACUUUGGCGUCAUCCCUUCAUCCACCGUCAAGGCUUAAACAAUCUCGAAAAA
Daphnia carinata is the source of this 517-nucleotide messenger RNA. Its product is annotated as U-scoloptoxin(01)-Cw1a-like. Gene Ontology annotation, cellular component: extracellular region. NCBI's taxonomy places the organism in Eukaryota, Metazoa, Arthropoda, Branchiopoda, Diplostraca, Daphniidae. The record is from RefSeq and is a predicted model, not a curated record. Gene Ontology annotation, molecular function: chitin binding. The transcript is spliced from 4 exons. The coding region runs from base 84 to 503 and encodes 139 amino acids.